Messenger RNA from Adelges cooleyi (spruce gall adelgid), 796 nucleotides. Its product is annotated as protein BUD31 homolog. The transcript has 4 exons. Gene Ontology annotation, cellular component: nucleus; spliceosomal complex. The coding region runs from base 242 to 676 and encodes 144 amino acids. The record is from RefSeq and is a predicted model, not a curated record. Gene Ontology annotation, biological process: mRNA splicing, via spliceosome. Lineage: Eukaryota; Metazoa; Arthropoda; Insecta; Hemiptera; Adelgidae.
AAAUUUGGAAACUAGAUGGGUCUUUUAAUCACUGUCAUCUACUAGGUAAACAAGGUAGGUGAAGAGGGGAAGGGGUAAGUUGUGAUUUUGGUCUUUAUCACUUACGAAUUCUGGAUAAGAAAAGUGAAAACCGUACGGCGUCCUUGCUAAUUGCUCUUGUUGUACAAUAGUUUUAAACGUCGUCGGUCUAUAUAAUAUUCGUAUUAAUUUACCAUUAAGUUUAUACACCCUCAGAUUUGCUAUGCCGAAAAUACGAAGAAGUCGAAAACCUCCGCCAGAAGGUUGGGAGCUCAUCGAACCUACUCUAGAAGAGUUGGAACAAAAAAUGAGAGAAGCUGAAACUGAAUCUCAUGAAGGGAAACGAAAAGUUGAAGCUUUGUGGCCGAUUUUCAAAAUUCAUAAUCAGAAAUCACGAUACAUUUAUGAUCUUUUUUACCGCCGUAAAGCUAUUUCAAGAGAGCUCUAUGAUUUUUGCUUACAAGAAAAAAUUGCUGAUCAAAAUUUAAUAGCGAAAUGGAAAAAGCAAGGAUAUGAAAAUUUAUGUUGCCUACGUUGCAUUCAAACAAGAGAUACCAAUUUUGGUACAAGUUGCAUUUGCCGAGUACCUAAAUCCAAACUAGAAGAAGGUCGUAUUGUAGAGUGUGUACAUUGUGGAUGCAGAGGUUGUUCUGGUUAAAUACCUAUAUUAAUAACUAUAAUAUGACAUUUUAAAGUUUUUUUUUUUUUUUUUUAAUUAAUUAUAAUAAAAUUUUACAUCUAAGAAUCACCAUUUUUUAAUAUUGUACUUAAGACUGAC